AUGUGUCCUCAAUUGCAAGAAGAAGAAUAUGAACAAGCAAAUGUUAUAGGAGGCUAUUCUGGGUAUAAUCAAAGAACUUAUGAUCAACCCCGAGGCAAUCAAGGGUGGAACAACAAUCAAAACAUGGGCUAUCAACAAAGACCACCACCCCAUUACCAAGCUAGGCCUCCAUUCCCACAACAAAAUUAUCAUCCGAGGCAACCACAACCUCCUCCUCAACAAUUCGGAUCCUCAAGUAUGUCCUUAGAAGACAUAGUCAAAAGCCUUGCCACCAGAACCCAAAGUUUUCAGCAAGAGACCAAGGCAAGCAUCAAGAAUCUUGAGCAACAAAUGGCACAACUUGCUCAAUCGGUGAGCAAAAUGGAGAAUCAAGGAAAGCUACCUCCUCAAACUGAAAAGAACCCAAAGCAUAAUGCUUGUGCAAUUAGCUUGAGGAGUGGAAAGAAAUAUGACGGCCCGAAGAUGCCUGAAGAAGAAGAAGAGGAGUUGGUGAUAGAAGAACCACCAAAGAAGGAUGAAAAUAAAGAAGAAAUGGUGGAGAAAAAGAAGCCUGAAGAGAAAGAAGCAAAGAUCACACCACCACCUUUUCCAUCAAGAUUGAGCAGCAACAAAAAAGAGAGAGAAGAUAGUGAAAUCAUGGCAAUGUUCCAGAUAGUUAAAGUCAACAUCCCUCUCUUAGAUGCGAUCAAACAGGUACCUAGAUAUCCUAAGUUCCUUAAGGAACUUUGCACAUCUAAAAAGAAGCUGCGAGGUAAUGAGACAGUGAAAGUAUGUGAAAAUGUGUCUGCAGUUUUGCAGAAAAGGAUGCCCUCAAAGUGCAAGGAUCCAGGUGUUUUUACCGUUCCUUGCAAAUUGGGAAACUUGUAUGUCCCUCGUGCUAUGUUAGAUUUAGGUGCUUCAAUUAAUGUUUUACCAUACUCUGUUUAUAAAUCUAUUGGCAUGGGCACUUUAACAAAAACAAGGGUGAUCAUCCAACUUGCAGAUCGUUCUAUAGUACACCCAAAAGGUGUAUUAGAGGAUGUUUUGGUGCAAGUUAAUGAGCUUGUCUUUCCUGCAGAUUUUUAUGUGCUUGAUAUGGGAGAUGAUGACCAUCCAUCCUCGAGUUCCAUACUUUUAGGUAGACCAUUCUUGAAAAUAGCAAGAACAAAAAUUGAUGUCUACAAUGGUACAUUGUCCAUGGAAUUCGAUGGGGAGGUCAUCAACUUCAAUAUCUAUGAAGCAAUGAGGUACCCAAGUGAUGUUCAUUGCAUAAAUUUUGUUGAUAUAAUCCAACCUUUGACUGAAAAGUGUUUUGAGUUGACUAACCAUGAUUUGUUGGAGUUAGUUUUGAGCAGGAAUUUUGAUAACAAUUCAGUGAAAGAGAUUACAUAA
Messenger RNA from Lactuca sativa (garden lettuce), 1371 nucleotides. RefSeq lists its product as uncharacterized. The record is from RefSeq and is a predicted model, not a curated record. NCBI's taxonomy places the organism in Eukaryota, Viridiplantae, Streptophyta, Magnoliopsida, Asterales, Asteraceae.